AUGAGUUCCUUUGCGUUAGGUAAGUUGCAUACUUCAAAUGCUGAUAACAAAAUGAUCAUUGUGUUUUCAUUUUUCCUUUGUUCUCAGCGUUCAAAACCCUUUUUUUUUUUCCAUCCUUUCUCUGCGAAUUAUCUAUGUUACCAAAGUCAUUAUGGCAGUAGUUAUGACCAUCACAAGUUUUAUAAGCAUUGACACUACCGUGACGAUCAGAAGCACUGAUGUAACGAAAGGACAAUAGAACAGGAUUUAUAACAAUUUUUUUGACAUUUUCAAUGCACUAGAGUUUUGCUAAAAUGUAUGAUCGAUAGUUAAAUCAGUUUGAUCUUGUUUGAGUGGUGUAUUUCUUCAAGCCAUUGGAUCAUCUUUAAGUAUCUACAAGGCAUACAUUUCACAGGCAUUCUUAGAAUAAUCUGGAAUCUGACGACAACUCAUUUGGGACAGGCAAUCUCUAAACAAAUUUGGCAAAUCCUAAAAUUGGCAACGUCUUGUUUAAAUACCUGACGAACAAUGGAAAAAAAUAGCAUGUAAUCAAUCUCAUUAUUUCUCUAUUUAACCUUCAUCUUUUUCUGUCAGUAAGGGUGUCUGUUUUUUCUGUUUUGUUUCAUUCUACCUUAUUCAUUGUUAUAAAAUAUCAUUAUAAAGUAUCAUAUUAUAUUAUAAUAAUUAUCAUUAUUAUUAUUAUUAUUAUUAUUAUUACAGAUUUUCUGGUGUGAACGUAUUUUUGUUACAUUUUUCACUUUAGAUACUUUACAUAAGUAUUAUCUUAGACUGAAUUGCACUCAGUCUUGUAGCAUAGAAAGUGUUUUCAUGAGCACUGAAGAAAACUUUCUUCACUGUACUAUGAGGGAAAUAAAAAUUUUCAAAAAGUCACGGAAGUUGCAAUUACUCAACCUCCCUUAAUAAGAGCAAGGAAGAAACUGCUUUAAGUUUUAAAAUGUGUAAAUCAUUCUUUCAAAGACCAUAAAAUGGAAUGGGUAUGUAAAUUAAUUCAAAUGGUUCAUCAUUUCCGACUAUUUUUGUGCAAAAUUAUCCCUGAAAUUUCCUGGACUUCAAUAUUUUCUUUCCUAGAGUGAUCCUGAUUUUUUUUAGUCUAUAAUCUAGUUUAUUUAUGAUCCUUAGAACAUCUCUAUUAUGUGUCCUGCUUACAAAGGCUUCAUGGUCAAGUUUUGGACACAGCUCUUAUGGAAACGGGUGAUGAGUCAGAGACAGACAUUCCAUUUGACAACAUUAUUGUCUUGUAAGUUCUCUUCAAUUACAAUCCCUCCUCUUUGAUUCUGACUAGCAGAUUUUACCACAGUUUUCAGAUAUUUAUCCUGACCCUGUCUUCAAAAUUAAGCUGUCUGACUACCUGCCAGAGUUUGAACAAAUGAGUUGUUUGUCACAGUUGUUUGUCAUAGAUUACGACUCAGCAUACUGAGUGGGCCAUGACUCACAUGUACAUUGCACUGAACUUGUCAACUUUUACCUCUUCGCUUCUCCAAACCAAAGUCUCACAAUUUAGGAAGACAAGAAUCUUUAUAUUCUCAUGGAGGAAUAUUUUCAUUACAUGCAGUCAUCUUGAUGCAUUGCAAUAUCUCUAUUUUACUUCUUAAAGAUGAAUGUUGUACAGUAAAAUUUGAUCACCCUCCACUUUAUUUAGUGUUUAAUUCACCUUUUUUAUGGUGGUGGUCUACCUGUUCCUUGAGUUAUGUGUAAUGAUGGUAUCAGAUUAAAACCACAGUCUGAUUUAUAAAUUUUUUUAUCUAAUCUUAGUGAAAAUGUGAGCUAUGACCUCAAGCUAGGUAUAGAGGUAAGCAAACAGAGCUUCGGGAGUGAAAAGGCCAUUACAAGGAACUUUAGCGGGCCACGA
This is a messenger RNA of Pocillopora meandrina, 1849 nucleotides long. The record is from the annotation of a GenBank genome assembly. Lineage: Eukaryota; Metazoa; Cnidaria; Anthozoa; Scleractinia; Pocilloporidae.